This is a messenger RNA of Pygocentrus nattereri (red-bellied piranha), 1650 nucleotides long. RefSeq names its product chemokine XC receptor 1-like. Gene Ontology annotation, molecular function: chemokine receptor activity. The coding region runs from base 513 to 1511 and encodes 332 amino acids. Gene Ontology annotation, biological process: chemotaxis; immune response; G protein-coupled receptor signaling pathway. The transcript is spliced from 2 exons. NCBI's taxonomy places the organism in Eukaryota, Metazoa, Chordata, Actinopteri, Characiformes, Serrasalmidae. The record is from RefSeq and is a predicted model, not a curated record. Gene Ontology annotation, cellular component: membrane.
ACCGUCUGAAGUGCCUCUAUAACCCAGUGUCAGAUGAUGAAUGUUUGAGACUUCUCGUCACAAGACAGAACUCUCCCAGUACUGGAAGAACUGUAUGACGUCUCUUAUAUUAAUCGAUUUAAUCAUUUUUCCUCACAUCUACCAGACAAAACAGACUGGAUUUCUAGUGCAGGCUGCAGAAGGUGAUACCUGCUCUGUACAAUAAGCACUGAUUUAGAGAGUCUGUAAGUAUUUUACCUUUCCUUGUUUUAGUUUUAGUCCACAGUGUGGCACAAGAUUACAAAGCUACGUGCUUAUUUUUCAGCAUCUUUGUUAGGCUUUAUUGUAAAUCAUCAGUAGCAUCUCAGUCAGACUGAUUAUUUUAGUGUUGUGUGAGCAGAUGUGUUGUGUAGGCUUUAGAUGUACAAAUGCAGUGUGAGAAAACAGUGAAUGGCUGCCUUUAGUCCUGUUUCUGUGUUGUAGUGUCCUAAUCCUCUUUCCGUGUGACACAGACAACCAUUCAGGAGAGAAAAAUGGAAAACAGUGAAGAGGGAGAAAAUGCAAAUAGCACAUUUGAAUAUUAUUACUAUUAUGACUCUGAUGACUCUCCUUAUCUGCUAUGUCAAAACGAAGCUUUGAUCAAAGCUGUUUCCACUGAUUUUCCCAUAGUCCUCACCAUUGUGGUCCUUCUUAGUCUAAUUGGUAACGUCCUGGUUCUGGUGAUGUUUGGACUCUUUGAAAAUCUCAAAUCACUGACCAACAUCUUCAUCCUCAACUUGGCUCUCUCUGACCUGAUCUUCACACUUGGGCUUCCAUUUUGGGCUUGCUAUCUCAUGUGGAGCUGGACGUUUGGCGACUUUAUGUGUAAAAGUGUGAACUUUAUCUUCUCUGCUGGAUUUCAUAGCAGCAUUGUGUUCCUGAUGCUGAUGUCAAUUGAGCGCUAUGUAGCAGUGGCCCAUCCUCGGUCAGACUGGAAUAGAUGGCAGCGAUUUGUCUUUCCUGUCAUUGCUUGGGUGUUUAGCUUUGCAGCAGCUUCACCAGAAUUACUGUACAGUGAAGACACGCCUGACCCAAAAGACUUUACUUUACAGAACAUUACAGACUUUACAAAACAUUACUGUACGCAUUACAGCACUGAAGCUAUCUUCGGUGUUACAUAUCAACAGAACAUUUUGUUUGUUGUUGCCUUUUCAGUCAUGGGUUUUUGCUACAUAAGAAUUAUUCUGACCAUCCCAAAGUCCCAGAGGAACAACAGAAACAGGACUAGAAGAUUGAUCUUCUCUAUUGUGGUGUUGUUCUUUAUCUGCUGGGCUCCUUAUAACAUUGUGAUGUUUCUGAAAACGUGUGAUGUGUUCAUUCAGAUUGACUCAGCGUUUGUUGUCUGCCAACUGCUCGCUUUUUCACACUGCUGUUUUAAUCCAGUUCUUUAUGUUUUUGUUGAUGUAAAAUUCCGUAAUAAUUUGAAGAUGCUUCUACAGAAAAUGUUUGUGAGAUGUAGACUUUCAUCAACUGUUUAUAGCAUUACUUUUUAAAAGCAUUACAAAGAUCAGUAACUGCUGACAUUGACUGCUGACAACAGCGCACUCUGUAAUGUUGCACUUAGAGAAGCCUUCAUCUGGACACUAAGUCCUAAUAAACAUACAAAGUGCGCAAAGGUUAAUAUAAUGUUAA